AUCAGAACCAGUCCGCGUACGGACCGAUAGACCGAUGCGAUGGGCUGCGUGGAUGGGUGCAACGGCUGUCUGGGCGCGUUUUUUGGGCUCUGGCGGAAGCGGCCCCCGGCGAUUUCCGGCGAAGGCUGCCCUGAGAUUUUGGUGAACACGCCGGGGCACAAGGUGCAUGAUGCCUUCAGGGUCAAGAAGAGGGCCCUGGGCAAGGGCGGCUUCAGCACUGUGAAGCGCCUGAUCAACCGGAAGACCGGGCAGGUGUGCGUCAUGAAGGAGGUGCGGAAGAGCGCGGUGUCCAACUUGAGACUGUUGCAGGAGGAGGUGAAGCUGCAAGCGUCCAUGGACCAUCCCCACAUAGUGCGUCUCUUUGAAACCUUUGAAGACGAGAACUUCAUCGACAUCGUGAUGGAGAGCUGCCAUGGCGGCGACAUCCUGAGCCUGAUCGAGAAGUCGGGAGGAUUGACGCCUACAGAUGCUGCCCACCUCUUUAGACAGCUGAUGCUGGCACUGAGCUACAUGCACCACUGCCAGGUGGUUCACCGGGACAUCAAACCGGAGAACCUUGUGCUCAAGGAGCCCACAGAGCAGACGGUUCUGUGCCGCGCCAACGUGAAGCUCAUCGAUUUUGGCUUUGCCCGGAAGUUCGGGGAUGGCCAGGGGCGUCUGAAGACGAUCUGCGGCACCCCGCUAUAUGUGGCCCCGGAGGUUUUUACAGGUAGCUACACCGAGAAGUGCGACAUUUGGAGCAGCGGUGUCACGCUCUUCCAGAUGCUUUGCGGGCAGCCGCCUUUCAAGGCAGACAGCGUCCAGGUGAUUCUGCAGCAGUCGCGUCAGGGAGUGCCGAAGAGUGGCACAGGUGCGUCCGAGGGCCUGGUCUCCUGGAUGUGCGACUUGCGCGCAGACGCCCGGCCCUCGGCCCAGCAAGUCCUGGAGAGCUCAUGGCUUUCGGCCACAAAUGAGCGCCUCUCGAACGCGGAGACCUCCGAUGAGAUCGCCACGAAUUUGCAGAACUUCUCUGAGAUGAACCCGUUGAAGCGGGCCUGUUUGAAUGCCAUCGCCCACGUCAUGGAAGACUCGGACAUCGAGCGGCUGCGGCAGACCUUUGAAUCUUUGGACUCAGGUGAGGGCACCAUCUCGCUGGACACCCUCCGAAAGGCCAUCUCCAAGUCCGCAGACGCGGACAGCAUCUGCAGCAGCCUGACAAAGGACGGGUGCAGGGAAAUGGAUUACACUGACUGGGUGUCCGCGAAUGUGCAGCCGCAGCAGUACCUGAAGGAGGGAUACUGCUGGGAGGCCUUUCGGAUCAUUGAUAAGGACAGCAGUGGCAAGAUCUCUGUUCCGGAGCUGUGCCAAGUCCUGGCCCGCCACGGCGCCUCGCGCUGUGGCGGGCUGGACGAGGCCAAGUGCGAGCGCCUGGUGGCGGAGUUCGAUAAGAACGGAGAUGGCGAGAUUGACUUUGACGAGUUCCUGGACCUUCUGGGCUCGCCCUCAACGGCUUCCGACAUCUCUCCUGUGCGGCCGUUUCGCGUGAAACCAAUGCGUGAUGCACCGUGAUGCCUCCCUGGGUCCCGGAUGGGAGUUCCACCUCCGAGAAGACCCUUCUGUCUCUCCCGAGUUGGGAGAAGAGCGUUCGGUACACCUUGAUGCGUAGUGAUGCUCUUGCUGUUCCAGAUGGGAGGGGAUUGCAUAAUUUAGCUACAGAGGUGGCUAGAAGGCUGCAGGAGACGAUUGCAGCGGCGUAUCUCUCGCGCCGCGGCAGUUGGCACCCUGCAUUAUAAAGAUGCAGCUUCUGAUUUCAAGGCCACCGCUAGAUUCAGAAGAGUUGAGCCCCGCAGUUCCAGCGAGCCUGCUCCCAAGAAGCAGCUUGCUGGCAUCUGCUCCGGGUGCAGAAAGUGACAUCACAACGUUGUCGAAAUUUGUCAGGGACCCCACGAACCAUCCCUCC
Molecule: messenger RNA, 1939 nt
Organism: Effrenium voratum
Lineage: Eukaryota; Dinophyceae; Suessiales; Symbiodiniaceae
Source: the annotation of a GenBank genome assembly